Anopheles bellator is the source of this 4770-nucleotide messenger RNA. It is a transcript of the gene Prosap, whose product is annotated as SH3 and multiple ankyrin repeat domains protein 1. Gene Ontology annotation, cellular component: dendritic spine; postsynaptic membrane; postsynaptic density. Gene Ontology annotation, molecular function: ionotropic glutamate receptor binding; synaptic receptor adaptor activity. The transcript is spliced from 13 exons. NCBI's taxonomy places the organism in Eukaryota, Metazoa, Arthropoda, Insecta, Diptera, Culicidae. The record is from RefSeq and is a predicted model, not a curated record. Bases 1 to 4770 code for a protein of 1589 amino acids.
AUGGCCACGAUGACGUUCGACGAUGAGCCUCCGCCCGAGCCGCGAGACGGCUGGCUGUUGGUGCGGGUCUUCGUCCCCGAGCUGAACGUACACAAGUGUCUCCAGUUCCCAUCGGACAAGGUCGUGUGGGAUGUGAAGCAGCAGUGUCUGGCGUCGCUGCCAAAGGUUGCCUAUUGGUUUUGGGAACUGAAGGAAAGCUUCAAUUAUGGUUUAUUCUCUCCGCCAUCGAACGGGAAAGCUGGCAAAUUUCUCGAUGAAGAACGACGUUUGGGCGAUUAUCCGUUCAAUGGACCGGUCGGAUACUUGGAGCUCAAGUACAAGCAACGCGUCUACAAGAUGCUCAACCUGGACGAGCGUCAGCUGAAGGCGUUGCACACGCGUGCCAAUCUGCGCCGCUUCAUCGAGUGCAUCAACAGUGGCCAGGUGGAAAAGAUCGCCAAGAUGUGUGCCAAAGGACUGGACCCGAACUUCCACUGUCAGGAGACGGGCGAGACGCCGCUCACCAUCGCGACCGGCACCAAGAAGCCCAACAAGCUGCUGAUCGCCCUCGUCAAUGGCGGUGCACUACUCGACUAUCGGACGCGCGAUGGCGCCACCGCGCUCCAUCGGGCCGUCGAACGCGACAGCCUGGAAGCGGUCAGCACACUGCUUGAACUCGGUGCAUCGCCCAACUACCGCGAUACGAAGGGUUUGACACCGGUCUACCUGUCCGUCACGCGGAAAACGGAUCCCAAAGUCAGCGAAGUGUUGCUGCACGACCAUGCCACGCUCGGCAUCCAGGACAGCCAAGGAUGGCAAGAGAUUCAUCAGGCUUGUCGGAACGGGUUAGUUCAUCACUUGGAACACUUACUGUUCUACGGUGCGGAUAUGGAUGGUCAAAACGCUUCCGGUAAUACGCCGCUGCAUGUUUGCGCUGUUAACAAUCAGGAGGCUUGCGCUAGAAUGCUACUCUUUCGUGGUGCCAACCGAGGCGCUCUAAACUAUGCCAACCAGACACCGUACCAGGUUGCUGUCAUCGCCGGAAACUUGGAGUUGGCAGAGAUGAUCCAAAAUUACAAAAGCGAGGAUAUCGUACCGUUCCGUGGGCCGCCACGGUACAAUCCACGCCGCCGGUCCGGGCUGGGCUGGGGUUCGACACUUUCGCGCAUUUACGGGGGCCCACCGUCACCCUGCCCGUCCGAACAUCCCUUUAGCUCCGCGAGCUCCAGCCUGUCCGAGGGUUCCAGCCACCGUAGCCACGAGGACGACAUCAGCAUCGUUACAGAUAAAAGCCUUGGAGAUACGAGUGAUAUCAUCAGCGACUCGUCCGGCGUCGGUACGAACUCCGAUAGUGCGGCGUGCUCCAUUGGCCACCCGAGCACCACAGUCGUCUGCAUGGAGGGCUACGAUGCGGGACUGUCCGGCCACAUCCACAUCCAGCCGGGCGACGUGAUCGAGGUGGUCGGCUCCACCGACUGUGGGCUGCUGGAGGGCUUCGUUCGGGGCACCAACAAGACCGGCUUCUUUCCUUCGAGCUGCGUGCAGGAGGUGCAGUUCCGCCAGAAGAGCAUCAUCAACGUGUCCACGUCCACGCCCCACCAUCACUACCUAAUCAACACGAGCAGCAACGAAAUCGUGAGCCACGACCUACAGCGACAGCAGCAGCAGCAGCAUCAACAGCAUCAACAGCAGCAACAACAUCAGAUGCAGCAAGUUAAUCACGAUCAACAGCUACAGCAACAUCAUCUUCAACAGCAGCAGCAGCAACAGCAACAGCAGUACAGCAGCCAGACGGCUCCACGGAUGAAGAAAUCAAUUAUUGGAGAACCGCGGACCGUAGUCCUUCAUCGUGCCAAGCGUGGAUUUGGCUUCAUCUUGCGCGGUGCGAAAGCGUCCUCGCCGUUGAUGCAACUCAAACCGUCACCCCGCUGCCCGGCGCUGCAGUAUCUGGACGAUGUCGAUCCCGGUGGGGUGGCCGAUAUGUCGGGACUGAAGCCGGGAGAUUUCCUGCUGGCGAUCAACAACGAAGAUGUAACGUGCGCCUCGCACGAGCACGUGGUGGAUUUGAUCCGAAAUUCGGGCGCCCUGGUAUCGAUGACGGUGGUGACGCUCUCGCAAAACUUCAUCAACUCACUGAUGCUGGACUCGUCGGAGGUCGCCAGCCAGCACUCGUCCGGUUCGGGCAUGAGCACGCCGAUCUCGUCCCGCCAGUGCUCCACGUUGCCACGGCGUAUGAACGGUGGGCCACCGGGCAAGCAGCCGGCUCCGAUGCCACCGCGCCGCGAUCCAAAGACGACGCUCAGUGUGGGAAGGGCGCGUGCCAAAUCGAUGGUGGCCGGGCUGGAGGGCGGUGGCGAGAAGGUCGGCGGAGACGAUGACGAGCUGCUAAACGCGACGAAAUCGACGUCGGCCGAAUCGAUCCACCAGGCGCAGCUGCUACUGCAGGCACAGGCACUGUCCCAUUCGGCCAUCGGUACACCGACGCAAACCGGUCCCGGGACACCGAUUCAACCGCGCACGGCCAGCAUCAAGUCGCGGCCAACCUCGAGCCGCAUAACGGCGGCCGAGCUCGAGGAACUGUUCCAGCGUCAGCAGGGUGCUGACGCUAAUCGCUGCUCGAUGCUCAUGACCAGCUCGCGGUUCCAGUCGACGGGGCUGGACAGUGGUGCGGCGACGCCACCAACCUCGCCCCAGAAAGGGCCAAUCGUGUACGCGAGUGUGGCCGAGAUGAAGCGCAAAAAGUCUUCCAAGGUGCUCGGAACGCUCGGCGGAAGUGGUACACUCAAGGGGCGCCCCAUUCCGAUACCGCAGAUAGGGGCCGACCUGAGGCGCACCUUCCACAGCACGCCGGACCUGGCGUCCGUUGGGUCGCUACCGUCCGACGCCGACGGCAGCAGCUCCGGCACCGGGUCGCAGCUGGCAAUGAAUGCGGCGCAGCACCAAGCCUGGUACAGUACCGUCGGUCAUCGGGGGCAUCGCUCUCAGGACGAUAUGCACAGCAGCAGCCUCCACAUGUCGUUGCAAAGACUGAACCUUUUGCCUCCGCCGAAUCACCCACCGCCGCCGCCACCCGUCGGGCAGGUGGUGAAGGUGGCCGUAUCGCGCGGCUCCGAGUACGAGUGUCUGACGGCGCUGCGCAAGCACAUCGCUCAGAAAGCCAAAGUUCAAGCGCAGAUCCAGGAGGCAGAAGUCAUGUCUAGCUUUAAGCCCGCCUCGAACGCGAAGCUGUACGCGUCGCCGCAGGACAUCCGCAACGUUGGCUACCGGACGGUCAACGUAGGUGCGCCUAGCGUCGUGCCUUCCCUAACUGGCAAUCCGGCGGGCAGCGCAGGAAGUAAUGACCCAACCACAAGCGGCAUCAGUAUGCCCCCGAGCGCGAGUGUAAAUAUCGAGCUUCGCAAAACGUCAUCUCUUCAGUCGACCGCCGGCUCGACUACGAGUGUAGCCAGCGGAACCGUGCCAACGGCGACGCAAGUCGCCAAUGUAACAACCGUCACGAUCGGCGGAGGUACGGUCGGGACCAGUGGACCGGAAGGCUCCAAUCCUUACGCCCAACCCGGAAGACCGGGCGGCCCGCAGCAGAUCGCGCAGCCUCAGGCACUGUACAAGUCGGGCCCGAACAGUGCACCGCCCCUACCGGAACCGGACUACAGUCUCAGCGAGUCCGACCCAGACGAGGACAGCUCGGUGAGGUUGGUGCGAACGCUUACAAAGACGAGCGCUAGCGAACUGAAACCCGUGCCGAAUCCGGGAAUGGCAGCGGAAACCAGUGGCAACAGUAACACGAGUGGCAGCUCGACCGGUUCCAGCUCGAUGCCACACUCGUUUUCGGUCGACGAAAUACAGAAGAUUCGGACCAAGCUGAAAUCGUCCAAAUCCUAUCCGAACGAUUUCCUCCGGCAGCAGAACGGCCAACCGCAGCAUGGGCCGGGAGGAGGCGACCAACCGGCAGAAGGGGCCGGGCCUAGCGAAGAGGGCGAUAACUCUUCGUCCGGUGUCAGCAGCGAUCAGGAAGUGACCGUAACGAGCAACGAUCCGGCCCACGUGGUGCAGCAGGAACAGCAGUCGGUGAAAGCGCUGGCCAAGUCCUUGGGUGCUAUUGCCGGGUCGGCGAAUCUGAAGAAAGCACCGGUUGCCCCAGGUGUCGUCGGGCCCAUCGGUGGAGCUGGCGAACUGAAAAGAGUUACCCUGCAGCAGGGCGUCGGAGUGAAGGGUUCGGAAACGAAGGCAGGUGAAAGCUCACCGGAGCGAAGAAGUGAGCCAGAGGAAGGCGACGACGAUGGCAAUGAUAGUCCCAGCCCUCCGGCCACCGGUUUCCAGCGGCACAAUUCACUCACCCGCAAGCAGGCGGCCACACUGGCCGCCAACCGGGCCAAAGCAAAUCAGCAGAACCUUCAACAGCGACACGCGGUCACGCUCGCUACACUGCCUCCACCGAUCGAAGCCGAUUCGGAUGAGGCGGACUCUUGGUCUCACCCGCAGCAGCUGGUCGGCGGUGCAGCGUCACAUCUGGCCGACGGUCCCGGGAUGGUAGUGCUGGCGCCGCCGCCAGAGUUCAGUGACACCACCACGGUGAUGGCCGGUGGAGGAGUUGCCGGUGGUGUAAGCAUUAGCGUUUCGGCGGCCCACCACUCCCACCAUCAGCACCACCAGCAUCAGCAUGUCCACCAUCAUCAUCAGCAUGGGGGCGCCGCGGGUGGAGCGCUCGUUAUCGGAGGGCACAAUCCAAACUGCAAACGGGUCCGGAUCGUGGGCGCGGUACCUAAGGUCAAUCGCAUGAACAGUCAGUGA